AAAAUGUUUGUCGGAAAGUUCUGUCUGAUGUCAAACGACAAAAUGCAUUUAUUUCUUGGGACAGAUUCCAGUAUUCUUAUAAUAUCAAUAUCCGAAGAUUUUUUAAUUCAUGAUAAGAUAACAUGGCCGGCGAUUCAACAUCAGUCGGACUCAGACUUCGCAAAUGGUUUCUGUGGUUCUGUUAUUUAUUCAGUCAUUCGAUUAAGUCCAGAUUUGUAUGAAAUAUGCGGAAAAUUUGAUGUCAACUUACGCUGUAUUAUUUUAAUCAAGAGAGGAUUAGUUUGGUUGUUUUCAUUGGAAGAGAGUACGUCACUAGAAUAUGCAAACAAAGGGAUGGUUUUCGAUUACUCAGAUGGUUAUUUAACAUUAGCCUAUUUAUCUAAGAGAUAUUUUCCUAGAUUAGAAUUAAAAAAGAUUCAUUUAAUAUCGAAUAGAAUGAUUAGUGACAAAGAAAAUCUGUCGCAUAAUUUAUCACAUCUUUUCAAUGAUAAUUCUAAUAUAAACAAUGAAAAAAAUUACUGGUCUUUAUAUACAAACUCUAUACGUUGGAAUAAAUUACUACAAACGAGUCGAUUGAAAAAUUCACAUUUCACUGAAGGUUAUGAAUUUAAAUUUUAUAAAAUUUUAUCAUUACCUGGCAAAAGAUAUAUUAUUUUUCGUGAACCAGCAAUAGAAACUCAACUUAAAGAAAAUCCAUGGACAUCUGAACAUAAGGUAGGUACAUUUACAAGAAACUCAGUUCUGAAAGAGUAUCUUAGACGUAAUUUAAAAAGUAUAUUCGUAUUGUUUUUAACGUUUCAACUAUGUUGUAUUUCACCGACAAACCGUGAUUUUAAUUAUCUUGUUGCAUUGUCCACAAGUUAUAUGCCAGAAAUCAAAGACGAUCUACUAAUCUAUGGUCUGUUCUCUGCUCGUGAUCCUCACCUGAAUGAUGAAUUGCCAACAAAGUUAACAAAUAAUUUAGUAUCCACUGGACCUUUGGCUUUGUGUAUUUAUAAACUUUCUACAGUAGAUAAAGUAAUCGAAUCUAGUGAUUUGAUAAUGCGUUUGCCAACAUUUUCUCCAUCAUAUUUUAAAGAACAAAUGAAUGUGACACAUAUGAACUAUACGAAACCGAAAGAUGACAGUCACUUGCUUGCACACAAUACACAUAGAUUCGCUAAUGGAUUCAAACGAAUAAGUCGUGAUAAAUAUCCUUAUUUAACAAACCUUACGAAGUGUCCAAGUUCAUCGAUUCCGAAUAAACGACUAGCAUUAGAAGCAUCGUUGUUAAUUAACUCAGUUUAUCCAGAAAGAUUAGAUAUUUUUGGGAUGAUUGAAUCACGUUCGCAAAUAACCGAAUUUAUUAUUGAUCCUCGUCAUGUUGCAAAAUUAUAUCAAGAUAAAACACAACCUGGACAAAUACGACAUAUUAGUUAUACAAUAUUUUAUGUUGGAACAAAUAACGGUGGUGUUUUCAAAAUGUUAUUAUUCAAUGAAGUUGACGAUAGUUUAUCUCAGUUUAUCCAAUUUCCGCCAAAUUCUCUUACACAAAAUUCAACUUCACCAAAUCAAAUACCAUCUGAUUUCACAAAGCCUAAAUCAAUUUUAUCAAUGGCUACUUCUGGGAAUAUUCAUUUAAUUAAACAAUUAAUCAAUUUAGAAAAAUAUGAUAAAAUUACCAAUCUUUUGUUACUUCAUAAAUCAUAUUUAAGUGGAACUACACAAAUUCGAUCAAGUAAUGAAGUAUUCAAUUAUUCUACAAUGGAUAUAUUUUCUUUGCUUAUUUUUACACAUGAUACAAUUAUACAAGUUGAGUUAACUCAAUGUGAUAAAAUGAAAAAGUGUAGUGAAUGUUUAGCACUCAGAGAUCCAGACUGUUAUUGGAAUAAAAUACUACAGAAAUGUGACACUAAUUCAAAAGGGUUAAGCAACAUUCUGACUGGUUUUCACCAGGAUUGUCAGGAAUCAGAUGACAUAAAAUCUGAAAUUCGUGAGAAUUCUGAAAAUUCCAAACAGGCUCAAGUAUUAAAUUUAUCUACAGUCCCACUUGAUAUAUCAACACAAACAAACGGUUUUACCGGAUUCCUAUUUCCGUUUCAAAAUAUCUGGAAAGUUUUAUUUUCUGGUCUUAUCGGUGUAAUCAUCGGUUUGUCUAUAAGUGCAGCAUUACUUCUAGUCAGAAAAAAGUGUCAAAAAUUGUCACAGUCACAAAACAGCCGAUUGUCAGUUACAAAUUCUAAAACUACUACAACCGAGAGAUCAUUUAGGCAAAUACGUAAUUUCACUAAUAAUCAGCAUAGUUUUGCAAUAAAUCAAUCUAAACCGCUUCAUGGAAUUUCAUCCACAUCUCAUCCUAAAUUUGUCACCAAUUUGAACAUACCAGUCAUGGAUAAUCGUGAAUUGGUUUUUUCUCAGCUGAAUAAUACUAUGGAUCGUUGUGGGAUCCAAUCAACAAUAAAACCAGUCAAUACCAAUAUCGAUAUAGAAUUAUUGGCUUUACCUGAACAAAUUAUAACUUCCAAUUUGCCAUUAUGGGACAAUCAAAUAAAUAUUUUACAUCUAGACAAUGAUAACAUAAAAAACUCUUUUCAACAUCAUUCUACUAACAAUGAUAGUGAAAAGAACAAGGCAGAAAUUUCUAAUAUUCUUAUUCAUUCCGAUGACACUGCUGGCAAUGUUUACAAUGAUGCACAAAAUUUCGACUUGAUAAGUUGUAAAUUACCGAACUGUUCACAUCUUUUAGCUUGAAAGGCACUAUUCAUAUUUGCAUUUAUUUGUCUUGUAAAUGUAUAAAUAGUAUUUUUUUCUAUUGAUUCAUUGAUUCUUAUUAUUGAAAGUUCUAUCUUGAUUGUAUAUAAGAGGUUGACAGCUAGCAAAU
Molecule: messenger RNA, 2860 nt
Organism: Schistosoma turkestanicum
Lineage: Eukaryota; Metazoa; Platyhelminthes; Trematoda; Strigeidida; Schistosomatidae
Source: the annotation of a GenBank genome assembly